UCUUUUCCCUUCCCAUUUCAUUUUGAACUUUGCAAUUAUUGCGACCUUCUACUUUAUACCACGCUCAUAGUUCAUAGCUCAGUAAACUAUCGUUAAUACGCUACCUAUUCCUGAAACCCGCCAACGGGAAUCGUUUUCCAUCUAUUCCGGAAGCCCUGCCUCUGCUAUUUGAUACCUACCUCUGGGGAGUAACAACGUCACACUUGGCAUACAUGUCCAGAUGGACCUCGACUCAACUGGUUCGAGACAAGCUGUGACUUUAGCAUCCGGUCCUCGAAAAUCGGUUCCCUACGGCCAAGCAUGCACUAACUGUUCCAAGGCUAAGUGCAAAUGUAUAAGCCGUGUGGGCGCAGGUUCGGGUUGCGAGAGAUGCCAACGGCUAGGUAAAGAAUGCAUACCAUCCAUCAGCGUCCGGAAACGUGCAGCAAAAUCAAAAACAAAAACAGACAGGACUGCGCAUCUUGAAGAGAAGCUGGAUGAUUUAGUUUCUAUACUUCGGGCCCAGGCCGUUGUUAACCCCCCGGCGUUAGGUACGGAUACCUCUUAUAGGCCUACAUCCAACAGCGGACUUCCUAGCUCUAGCGCUAGCGUUGGUUCUAAUGCUAAUGCCGCUACCACUACCAAUGCCGCCCUUAUAGGGGUCGUGCCGAAUGGUAACAACUUGGCUACUACUACUACUCCUACUGCUGCUGCUGCUGCUACUACUACUGCUGCUAGCCAUACCUUACCACUACCGCCACCUGUUAUUGAUGCCGCUUCCUAUUCUGCAGCCUCAUAUCCCACUCCUCCUUCUGUCGCCUCUUCUCAUGAUGGAGGCCUCUCGCCCGCUGAGGCUGAAGACACCUUGCGCGUGUUUCGAGACCAAUUUCUUCCCUUCUUCCCAUUUGUAUAUUUACCGCCAGAUACCACGGCUGCUCAGUUGCAGCUAACCAAGCCUUUUCUAUGGCUGAAUAUAAUGACCAUUUGCUGUAAAUCUCAGCCAAGAAAAUCAGUCUUCAGUAAAAAGAUCAAGGAGUAUCUAGCACAGAAGAUGUUAGUAGACCUAGAUCGAAAUAUGGAUCUACUACUCGGUCUUCUUGCAUAUCUAGGUUGGGGCAUGCAUCAUUUCAGUGGCAAGCCAUAUAUCGUCGCAUAUAUGAACCUUUCUGUCACUAUCGUGACGGAUCUACGUCUUGACAAGCCGGCUCAGGAUAACUUUUACAAAGAUCUGCAUUGCUUCAGACCUUCCUAUCCUUAUCCCAAGAUACCUAUAUCUACUACUCGCACAAACGAAGAGAGAAGGGCUACUUUAGCAUGCUUUAUUCUGUGCUCUAGCAUUUCAAAUUUUUUGAGAACUCAAACAAUGAGGUGGACGGCCCACAUGGAAGAUUCUCUACAAAAGCUCGCCGCGAAUCCGGAAUGGAUAGGCGACGAAGUCCUUGUAGCAAUGGUCAGAACGUAUAAAAUACACGAGGAUGUUGCGCAAAUAACCUGGCGCACGGCGGAACCUGCUGGAAACUCAGCAGUAAAGGCGCCUCCCGCCAUCUACGUCAAAGCAUUGCGCGCCAAUCUAGACGCGAUUAGAAAAAACCUUCCACCUUCACUCUUAGAUAAUAAAAUCAUCAAUUCGCACUUAUACUCGGCAGAGCUGUCCAUAGCGGAUAUGUCUCUCUGGAACGUGAAUGCGUGGCUUUCAACGCAUCCUCAUAGGCCACAGGGCGUGAGUAAUAGUGGAAGCGGAGGUAUCGACCUGGGCAAGAUAGACGCGUAUUAUGCUAGUCUCCAAGCAAGCAAGGCAUGUCUCGAAAACUUCCUGCGAUUUGAUUUAUCGGAAUAUCCUGCCAUAUCCUUCUCGAUCACACUCCAGUUUGGCAGGGCGGCGCAAACUCUUUACCGACUAAUGAUAAUAGAUGAUGCUGAAUGGGAUCGUAGCAUUGUCAAGAACUCCAUUGACAUGAUGGCGGUACUGGAACAGGCGGCCAACAAUUUCGCGCAGGUAUCUAGCGCGUGCGGUCUGGAUAAUAACGAUGAUCCUGAUAACAUGGACUAUUACAGCCGGGCUAGCCUUGCCCUCCGGAGUACGAUACCGGUCUGGAGUUCAACGGUGGAACAGGCCAACAUCGGAACGAGCGUGGGCUCAGCGGUUCCGGAGGGACCGGGAGUCGCCGCUACUGCUGCAAUGUCGUAUCAAGUGCAAGCGCAAGUCCUUCCGGAGCUCGCGCCGUUGGAGUGGUUCGACGAUCCGUGGCUGUCUGAGGUGGAGUUAACAUAUGCCUUUUGAGUUUAUCCUUACGUGGAUAAGGUGUACUACUAUUAUUGCGCAGACGAGACGCGCUAUUAUUCCUUCAGCAUAGAAUACCCCAAGUUUGGCGUCCGGUUCGUGUUUAGGCUAGGGAAAGACGGGAAACGAAACAUAGAGCUUAAUACGUACUUCGCUCGCAACGAUUUUUUGGAUAUUUAUGUAGGUUGACCCUACUCAACCGAAAGCAUACGCAGGUUUGGUAGGGUAUGAUGGCAGUGUUAGAAACCAGACUACUAGGUAGCAACUAACUAUAUAGAAGAUACUUUAGGUAGGAGUCUCAAAUCUUAAAAGGAAUAAAUGAAGAUCUUCAAUCGUAAAAUGGACAUUAGGGAAUCUUGUUAGAAGUAUUCAUACUUUACAGUGCUAUACAAGGCACCUACCUAACAUAUAAGUUAACGUCAUCUCGAGACGUUGUUAACCUGCCAGUUAUGAAGCUUUUAUGGAAGAUAUCGUCUCAUAGUUCCUAUCAA
Daldinia caldariorum is the source of this 2751-nucleotide messenger RNA. RefSeq lists its product as uncharacterized. The record is from RefSeq and is a predicted model, not a curated record. Gene Ontology annotation, biological process: regulation of DNA-templated transcription. Gene Ontology annotation, cellular component: nucleus. The transcript is spliced from 5 exons. Lineage: Eukaryota; Fungi; Ascomycota; Sordariomycetes; Xylariales; Hypoxylaceae. Gene Ontology annotation, molecular function: transcription cis-regulatory region binding; DNA-binding transcription factor activity, RNA polymerase II-specific; zinc ion binding. The coding region runs from base 221 to 2260 and encodes 679 amino acids.